UAGUUUUGCUUUUCAUUUAUUAUAAAACACAUUCAGACGCAGAUUCAGAACGACUGUCGCCCAGUUUAAAACUACCAACGUGUCUUCACUGCGCCUAGAACUCCUCCAUUGUCACCAACGAAGCUGACAAAGGCAGCGCCCAGUCGCGUCGCGUCGUUCCUCUGAUGUCCGUGAAUACUUCCUGGUCCAAAGUUGUGUGUACACAAAUCAAAGUCAGUUGAGCAUGUAGUGGGAUGGUGAACUCACAUUACGGAAAUACACUUCAACGGACACACACACUUCUGUAAACUGAGGGACAGAGAAGAGAAGUUAAAUAAUUCAUUCCUCAGUGCUGACGCUUUGCAAACAUGAUACGAGCAGAUGAACAUCAUUUACGCAACGGAACCCUGAAGUCUCAUUCUGACCAGAAACAACAGGGAAGCAACAGUUUGAAAAAUGGAUAUCACGCAACUGAAAAGGUGCAGAAAAAUGGCAAGGGAGACGGUUUUCAUCAACCUCGAGUUAGGGGUGAGGAUUCAUUUGAGGAGGCCCCCAUGUGCGUGGCUGUCCUGACAUACAUGGGUUAUGGAAUCGUCAUCCUGUUUGGCUAUUUCAGGGAUUUCUUAAGAGCUGUUGGCUUAGAGAAGUGCCAUCAGGCCCAGGAGAGAGAAGAGCAAAAGGACUUUGUUCCCCUUUACCAAGAUUUUGAAAACUUUUACAAACGGAACCUGUACAUGAGAGUCAGGGAUAACUGGAACCGGCCUAUAUGCAGUUUACCCGGUCCGGUUUUUGAUAUCAUGGAAAGGGUCUCAGAUGAUUACAACUGGACUUUCAGGUUAACAGGGAAAACCGUUGAGAACGUCAUAAAUAUGGGCUCCUACAACUAUCUGGGUUUUGCUGAAAACAAUGUCGACUUCAUGAAAACCGUAGCAGACGAGACCAGACAGUACGGGGUGGGCGUCUGCAGCACAAGACAGGAACUAGGCAACUUUAGCAUCCAUGAGAAACUGGAGCGACUUGUGGCGGAGUUCUUGGGGGUGGAGUCUGCAAUGGCGUUUGGAAUGGGUUUCGCCACCAAUUCCAUGAACAUUCCGGCACUAGUCGGAAAGGGCUGCUUGAUCCUGAGCGAUGAGCUAAAUCACACAUCCCUCAUCCUGGGAGCCAAGUUGUCGGGGGCAACCAUUCGAGUCUUCAAACACAACAACAUGCAGAGUCUAGAAAAGCUGCUGAAGGAGGCGAUUUGCUCAGGUCAACCUCGUACCCAUCGCGCCUGGAAGAAGAUCCUCAUCAUGGUGGAGGGCAUUUACAGUAUGGAAGGCUCUCUAGUCCGGUUGCCGGAGAUCUUAGCAUUAAAGAAGAAGUACAAGGCUUAUCUGUUCCUCGACGAGGCCCACAGCAUUGGGGCCGUGGGGCCCACAGGUCGAGGAGUUACAGAACAUUUUGGGAUGGACCCCAAUGAAGUGGACGUUCUGAUGGGCACCUUCACUAAGAGCUUCGGGGCUACUGGCGGGUACAUCGCGGGGAAAAAGGAGUUGGUGGAUUAUUUGCGGAGUCACUCUCACAGUGCGGUGUACGCUACUGCCAUGUCCCCACCUGUCGUGGAGCAGAUCAUCAGGGCAAUUAAAUGCAUCAUGGGUGUUGAUGGCACGACCGAAGGCCAGCGAAGAGUUCGGCAGCUGUCUGAGAACAUGCGCUACUUCAGAUCUCGGCUGAAGGAGAUGGGCUUCAUCAUUUAUGGCAACCAGGACUCUCCAGUGAUACCGCUCCUGCUCUAUCUACCUGGGAAAGUUGGGGCGUUCUCACGGGCCAUGUUGAAGAGGAAGAUUGGUGUUGUAGUUGUAGGUUUCCCGGCUACACCCAUUACAGAGGCCAGGGCUCGCUUCUGUGUGUCUGCCGCCCACACCAGAGAAAUGCUCGAUAAGGUUCUCCAGAGCCUUGAUGAACUUGGAGACCACAUCAGGGUGAAGUUCUCCUGUCACAGACCUUCUCAUCGGCAGGAGCUGUAUAAUGAAACAGACUUUGAACUGGACAGCUAAUCACUCAUCGUCAGCACCGUGAGUGUGAUGGUUUGUCCACAUUGAGGGACUGCCAAGGUGUGAAUACCUUGGUCAUUUUUAGAAGAAAAAGUGUCUUGCUGUUCCGCACAGGACAAUUCUUUAAAAAAAAAAAAAAAAAAGUGCAGUGUUUAUUGCUUUUUCAGGUUUGUCCUGCUAUGAGGCAUGGACUUUUGUAUUUAUAUAUUGUAAAAUCAUAUUUAAUUGUUUUUUAACUGCCAUUUCACAGUUUUGUGAAGUUUUUAAAAUUAUUUUUUCCUCAGGGGAAUGUGGGAAAAAGGGAGGAUCCGCGACGGCUGUGUUUAUAGAACAUAUAUCAAAAGCUGCUCUAAAUAUAUCAAACAAUUAACUCCCUUAACACUGACCUACAUCAAAACUAGCUGCGGAUAAGAAAUCCCUUGAAGUGGCCCUAUUUUUUUCAUCCUGCUGCAAAGAUAGACUGAUGAAAGACCUCCAUUUUGUGCUGGAUUAUGUGUUUGUGUGGUCCACAAGUACAUUGAUUGAAAGAGAUUGAACAAGGUUGGGCGUUUCAGACCCAGCGCAGCUCAUUCACAGUCGUUAAAACAUUCAUGCAUUGCAUCUCGCAGAUCCCAGUCCUGCAAAUUUACGCUGAUAGGCAUUUAUUAGUAUUUUUUGUGCAGGAAACUACUUCUAAUCUUAAAACAGUAAAAAGCUUUUAUGGACUGAUUGUACUUAUAAAUGUUUGCUUGGAAAGUUUAAAAAAGUUUUGUGUCAUUUGUUUGCAUAUUUCGGAUGCAGUACUUCUAUUCAUUUGCAUGAUUUUAGAUUUUUAUUUCACUCAUAUUUCAAAAUAUGAGAAAUCAAAACAUCUGGUUAACUAGGACUGGGAACCAAGAAUAACUUCUAAUUCAAAAACAGUUACACUUUUCAAAAAACACCGGUCCGGACCCACAUGCAGCACAACUGGUGUAGGCUGAUCAUUACUGAAGAAUUUUUUUCUUUUUAAUGAAUCAAAGCUCUGAUUCUCAAAUUGACUUAAGAUAUUUUUAGUGAAUCAGUACCAUACAUUACAACCAAUACAGUCCCAACUGAUUACCAAACAAAUGACUCUUUUGAGCCAGUUCUUUUUAGUGAUUUAAACACAUACAGCUUACUGUCUCAUGUUAUGUUAUGCUAUUCCAAAGUUCAAAAGUACUUUGUUAAUUGAACCAUUGAAAAAUCUGAUUCAUUAAGAGGAAUCAGACUCAGAACUUACAAUUUCCAUUCUUAAUUAUGACAUGCACCUCCACAUUCAGAUGGUCUCCAUAGAAACUCUAUUUACUACAGUGAACACCAAACAUAUAGUAAUUACCUCUGUGACUUUCAUAUGCUACACAAUUAUUUGUGCUAACAAGUAGUGUCUGCACAUGUUUUACCAAACUCUCUGCUUUGAAUAAGACAAAACUUAAUUGUUACGUUUGAAAGAGACGCAAAAUCGCUGUCUGAGCACUGGAGCUCAACAUGCCAACUAUGUUGCACACGGGCCAAUAUUCACCUUAAACUAGCAAUUAGUAGAGAGAUGCACAUUCCGCAGGUGUGGAGUAACCGCUUGAUUAAUGCUGGGAGGAAUCAAGACAGAUAGUAAAUGCUGCAGACAGAUGGGGUCUAGUCUACACUUGUUUCACUCAUGUUUGAAACAAUGUUUGUUAUUUUAAGAAUACCAAC
This is a messenger RNA of Sinocyclocheilus rhinocerous, 3698 nucleotides long. It is a transcript of the gene sptlc3, whose product is annotated as serine palmitoyltransferase, long chain base subunit 3. Gene Ontology annotation, biological process: sphingosine biosynthetic process; ceramide biosynthetic process. Gene Ontology annotation, molecular function: serine C-palmitoyltransferase activity; pyridoxal phosphate binding. The coding region runs from base 348 to 2015 and encodes 555 amino acids. The transcript has 13 exons. The record is from RefSeq and is a predicted model, not a curated record. Gene Ontology annotation, cellular component: serine palmitoyltransferase complex. NCBI's taxonomy places the organism in Eukaryota, Metazoa, Chordata, Actinopteri, Cypriniformes, Cyprinidae.